Molecule: messenger RNA, 312 nt
Organism: Suillus subalutaceus
Lineage: Eukaryota; Fungi; Basidiomycota; Agaricomycetes; Boletales; Suillaceae
Exons: 2
Source: RefSeq, a predicted model, not a curated record
UUGCUAAAGAUCUCACCAGAGCAAUAUAACGAGCUCUCAUCAAUGUAUUUUACUUUCGGUGGUGUAACCUAUGAGCUCAUCUCCAAUGCACGAAUCUGCCCUCGAUCAUCGAGCAGCGACCUUGGCGGUACCCCCGACGGCAUAUACCUGAUUGUUAGUGACACCGGGAACAACCCUGGUUCUGGCUUCGAUUUUGUCAAAGGUUAUUAUUUCCUGGAGCGCUUUUACUCGGUGUUCGACACGACGAAUUCCAGAGUCGGGUUUGCCAAGACUGUGCACCAAUCUCACGUCCAAUUAACUGCGGACUCUUGA